UCAAAGAAUAAUCUACUUACGUACGUUUCCGUAAAAUAAUUGAAUGAUGGAUGAAGUACAUGUACAUAGGGAAUGUCUAUUAGAUAACGGCUGAAGUGUAAUUGCAUAUAGUGAUAUGUGUGCGGCGUGCAUAAUGCAUUCUAACAGAAGCCUUACAAACUGUGGAAAGCGUCAGCCCCAGAUUGCAACAGUGUAUCGGUAGCGCCACCUCUGAAUGAGUGACUGUAAUUCAAAGUUAUAAUACAAUCGAUAAACUACACAUUAUGUUACAGAAUUAUAUUAAUUUAAUAUAAUAUCAUAUCAUUGUUCUACUGAUUUAAAAUUCCAUUUUACAUUGAUGUCGUUCAUAUAUUUUAUUAAAAUAUAUUAAAAUAUACUGACGUGUCAUAUGAUUGUUGUAAACAUAACCUAUAAUUGUAAAUGAUGUUUGUAGUGGCACGUGAAAGAAACUUUAAACGUAGGUAAUUUUUAAUUUUUUUAAAUAACUUUAUCGAAUUAUGUAACAAGUAAAACUCCAAAAGAAAAUUUUAUAUCACCACAUUCAGCGUUUUAAUAUAAGUAUUUAAAAUGGAUUUGAGUACCAUAAAGGGAAGUAAAUUUCCUUUCAUACCAGGGACAAAACCUUCUAUCAAAAAUUCACAGUUACUUAUCUCGUCCGGUAUUCCUUCUUUGGAUCAUAUAAUAGGAGGUGGAUUGCCUAUUGGUUCUUUAAUGGUCAUUGAGGAUGAUCGAUAUAGCACUUAUGCCAAAGUUAUGUUGGAGUACUUCAUAGCUGAAGGUGUGGUCACUAAUCAGCCAGUACUAAUAGCAUCCAAAGACUUAGAAACAUCGCAGUUUAUAUCAGAGUUGCCAGCUGUUAUAACAGAUAAUGGGCCAAGCGAACAGAUACAUCAUUCUGAUGAUCAAAUGAAAAUUGCUUGGAGGUAUCAGAAUAUGAAGGUCGUUGAUUCAUCCCCGAGUGGAGGGCAAUCUUUUGGUCACUUUUAUGACCUUAAGAAAACAAUGGAUAAAGAAACCAUAGACAAAGCAGAUAUAACACAUUGGUAUGACAACAGUUGUCCCACAAAAGAUAAUACAUUUGAGAACUCUGCUUAUUCAAAACUGUUACAAUCCAUUCAAGAAACAAUCACAAAAGGGCAAUAUUCGGUAUCAGAAACACCAGCAAAGAGACAAGUUCUAAGAAUUGCGAUUCACUCAUUAGGAUCAAGAUUAUGGUUCACUGAUUCUGAAGAGAAUUCAAAUCAAGAUUUACUAAAAUUUUUAUAUCUCCUUAGAGUACUCUUAAGAUAUUCUUACACAGUUGCAGUAAUAACAAUACCCAUAGAUUGUUUAAAUAAUUCGAGUGAUGUCGUACAACGCAUUGAACACUUGUCGGAUGUCAGCAUUGGAUUAGAAUCGUUUAUGGGCUCGCAGAAAGAAACCAAUCCGAUAUUCAAGGACUACCACGGAUUAUUGCACCUAAAAAAAUUACCCGCCUUGAAUACAAUAGCCAAUCAUGUUCCAGAUUCACGAGAUCUCGUGUUCAAGUUGCGCCGCAGAAAAUUUGUCAUCGAGGUUUUACAUUUACCACCUGAACUGGGAGACACUACGCAAAGGGAACAAGACGAAGUUCCGUCGAACGCUGGCUGCGGCGGGCAGUUGCGCAAAAAUUUUGAUUUUUAAUGAAACGAAUGUCGCACGUUCGACAACUGUAAAUACAUUUUCCAUACGGACGUAUUUAAUAAAAAUCUUUGUACACACGUU
Molecule: messenger RNA, 1743 nt
Organism: Nomia melanderi (Alkali bee)
Lineage: Eukaryota; Metazoa; Arthropoda; Insecta; Hymenoptera; Halictidae
Gene: Elp4
Product: Elongator complex protein 4
Biological process (GO): tRNA wobble uridine modification
Cellular component (GO): cytoplasm; elongator holoenzyme complex; transcription elongation factor complex
Source: RefSeq, a predicted model, not a curated record